AUGGCUGCCGCACAGCCCAGAUCGAUCCUCAAGAAGCGCCCUCGCGCAGCCGUCGACCCGGUCGUCGAGGAGCAGCCCGUCGCGCCCGGCCAACAGCCCUCGGACGCGCCCGUCCGCGUCCCCACGAGCGAGGGCGAGGACGACGACAACGAGGACGAGGACAGCGCAGAUGAUGCGGACACCGAGGAGGACUUCUCGGCCGGCAGCGACGACGAGACAGAGGGCGAGGGCGACGACGAGGACGACGAGGAGGCCAUCCGCGGCAUGAUGGACGACGACCAAGACCGGCCAGCCAAGAAGCUCAAGCACACGACCCUCCGCCCGGCGACCGCGACCGACUUCUCGACCUCGCUCCAGCACCUCCUGUCUCUGCCCCAGACCGCGUCCAACCCGGUCCCGAAGCACGCCCCUCCCUCGGCGGCGACGCUCCGCCUCGAGCGCCGCGCGCGCUCCGUCCUCCGCGACACCAAGGCGCAGCACCUCGCGCGCGGCCACGUCCGCGACGUCAUCGGCGGGUGGGGACCGCGCCCGCCGCUCCCGUUCUCGCAGUGGGACAGCGCGAGCGCGCGCCAGUUCGAGGCGGCCAAGCGCGGCGGCAAGCUCGAGGCCGAGGACAACGAGACGGGCGCCGAGCGCGAGAAGCGCCUGCGGAAACUCGCCCAGCGCGGUGUCGUGCGCCUGUUCAACGCGAUUGGCGCGGCGCAGGGCACGGUCGGCAAGGACAAGGACGUCGAGGAGCAGGAGAAGCGCAAGAAGCUCGCCGUCAAGGUCGGCGUCAAGGAGGGCGCCACCGGGCCGGCGACCAACCCGACGGGCGGGCUCAGCCGCAGGCCAAACGUUCUCGGCGCUCGCGGCAAGAACGAUGCUCUGACGAGUCUGUCCAAGGCGUCUUUCCUCGACCUCAUUCGUGCGGGUACCGGCGCGUAGCUUGUUGCAGUUCUAGCGCGGUGCGAGAGACUC
Molecule: messenger RNA, 960 nt
Organism: Rhodotorula graminis WP1
Lineage: Eukaryota; Fungi; Basidiomycota; Microbotryomycetes; Sporidiobolales; Sporidiobolaceae
Exons: 3
Coding region: 1-927 (308 amino acids)
Biological process (GO): maturation of LSU-rRNA; maturation of 5.8S rRNA
Cellular component (GO): preribosome, large subunit precursor
Source: RefSeq, a predicted model, not a curated record